Messenger RNA from Cladophialophora yegresii CBS 114405, 2763 nucleotides. RefSeq lists its product as uncharacterized. Lineage: Eukaryota; Fungi; Ascomycota; Eurotiomycetes; Chaetothyriales; Herpotrichiellaceae. Bases 1 to 2763 code for a protein of 920 amino acids. The transcript is spliced from 2 exons. The record is from RefSeq and is a predicted model, not a curated record.
AUGGUCCUCGAUCCAGUCAGCGCGCUGAGUAUCGCUGCAAGCGUGGUCCAGUUCAUCGACUUCGGCACGAAAUUGAUCUCGAAAAGUCGGGAACUGGCACGGAACUCAACCGGAACGCUGGGCGAGCAUGGAGAGAUGAUAGCGGCCUCAAAUCGGCUCAAGGACCUGGAUGAUGGCCUUCUGAAGUCACUCUCUAUCUUGACCGCUGAAAAGAAGAAAUUGACGGAAGCAGAAACGGCCUUGAGGGCCGUCUCCCAGGAAUGCAGAGAUAUGGCUGCAGAAUUUAGUCAGACAUUGAGCGAGUACUCUGUAGAACCUGGGCAAAAUGCAUGGAAGAGCUUCCGCAAGGUCUUCAAGGCUGUAUGGGACAAAGAGGGUAUCGAGGCAAUGCGACAACGUGAUUCCCAGUACCAAAUCUUGGAGGACCUUCGUGGUGAAGGCAAACGCGUGGAGGCCAGCAUCCUGGACGCCGUCCGCCAGUCCAGUACGGAACUUCAGUCGACGCUCGCCGGAUUUGCUCGCCAGUUUGCCAAGAAUCCCAGGAAACAUCAAUUAACUAGGCUCAAAGCGGACCGGGACCAGUAUAUCUCCAAGCAAAAGAACGCCAUCGACCGAGUUUCAUCUGAUAUUCACAGCCGCAUCAACGAAGACAGCUCCAAACGCUUGAAAGAGUACAUUUUAAGCACCCUCUAUUUCACGCAAAUUCGAGAAAGACGGUCUCAAAUCCGUCCUGCUCAUCGAAAGACGUUCGACUGGAUUUUCCGGACAUCAGACCCGCAAAACCAAUUAUUCUCCAACUUUCGAGAAUGGCUUGAGGGUGCGCGUUCGGCUCGAGGGCUCUACUGGAUCUCUGGAAAGCCCGGCUCAGGUAAGUCCACGCUAAUGCGGUACUGGUCAGAGGAUGAGCGAACCAAGAAUGCGCUUGCUGUCUGGGCCCAUCCAAAAUCUAUAUUAUACGCCAGUUGCUUCUUCUGGCUGGCGGGCACCGAGACGCAGAAGUCACUCAAUGGCUCGCUAAGGUCCCUUCUUCACGACUUGCUGACACAAGUGCCUUCCCUGAUACCUGAGGUGGCCCCCUGGCGCUGGCGAGCCGCCGACUUCGGCUCUAACCUGCCUCCCUGGACCAAUUCCGAGUUGCUUGAGGCGUUCCACGAGCUUGUUGCGGUGGCAAGGCAGACACAUUGUUUGUUUAUUUUCAUAGACGGCCUGGACGAAUUCCAUGGCGACCCCGAACAACAGACUGAACUUCUCGCACUUUUGGCAUCCUUGUCCAAAUCAGAUUCGAUCAAGCUAUGCGUCUCUAGUCGGCGUUAUCCAAUAUUCCAGACUGCCUUCGAAGGGUUUCCGACUUUACGGCUGGAAAAUUUGACCCGCAACGACAUCAAGAUUUUUGUGGAGGGUAGGCUCGGAGAUCUCAAAGCCUUCAGGCCGUUACAACAAAUCUACCCACAAGAAAGCAAUGAACUCGUCUUGGAAAUUGUCAAGAGGGCCCAAGGAGUAUUCCUCUGGGUGCAUCUUGUGGUUCGGUUAUCAUGCCAAGGGGUAAUUGAUGGCGACUCGAUGACGGCGCUUUCUCGCCGACUUGAAGAGAUCCCCGACGACCUGGACGAGUUCUUCCGACGCAUCAUCGAUGGCAUCCCUCGUCAGCAGCGCAAAUACGCGUCUCGAUAUUUCACAUUAAUGCUGGCUUCUACAAGGAAGCCGCCACUCCUGUCCUUGUUCUUUGUUGACGAGGAAGUCCCAGACUUUGUCGAGAAAACGCCGUUGCAGGUUUCUCAUAUACAAUCUCUUCAAGCUCGGCAGCGAGUGAUGGAACGAAGACUUGAGAGCCGCUGCAGAGGCUUGCUCGAAGCGCGGAAGCAUGAUCAGAACUCUUGGCCGCCCAUCGGUUGCCAGACGGAGUACUAUGUGGAUUUUCUUCACCGCAGCGUGCGAGAUUUUCUGCUGUCGAAGGACACGCAGAGCGUUUUGCACGAGUAUUCUUCAGGCGACUUUGAUCCCAACGAUUUCCUGUGUAAAGCGACGCUUGCGCAACUGAAAAUGGCCGAUUCGCAGCUUCCUGAUGUGCUCGAGCUUUCUAUCGUCUUCUUGGAACAUGUAAGAGAGCUGGAGCGAUCUUCUGGCACGGCCCAUCCGAGACUUUUCGACACUUUUACAUCCCUGCUCAAGCAUCACGCUCCGCACUGGCCUUCUUCGCCCGGAUCUUAUGUUGCGUUGGCUCUGGCCUUUUCAGUUGAACAUUACGCAACACAUAUGAUCAGAACCGGAUCUUUGGAUAUGAACUGCCAGUACGAAUGCCCAUUGAUUCCAGGAUCAGCUGCUACUCUACUCGAGUACAGCAUAGGUGCGGAUCUGCCCUCGAGUAUCAGAAACCACAGUUUAGUAAGGGGUAAGCCGCUCGGAUCUGCUGCGACUGCUCUCCUCGAACACGGCGCAAAUCCAAACAGUCAACGAGGUGCUCGGACUGAUUGGAAGUUCUUCCUCCGUUCGGCUGAGCGUGAGAAGCAUUUGUGCUCCGAGCUGGACCCUUCCUGGGCGCGAAUAGCGCGAGCUUUUGUUGAGCAUGGGGCCGGCCGGGAAGCGACCCAACGGCGACGCGUUCUGCAUUCGCGAAGGGCCCUUCAAGAGCUUGACUACUAUGCAGAUGUCUUGGAGAUGGUGUUCGAGGGCCACGAAGGGAAAGAGUACGCUGCUAUCCUGCGUGAGAACUCUUCGACAUUGGGCGGCGUAAAGCGAAUCUUUGCACGAUCUCCGCGAAGGUGA